AUGGCAAUUUUCGAUAACGAGUUAGACGAUGCCUACGACGCGCCAAACGACAGUGGAUCAGACUUCGAGCCUGAGAAAUUGGUGUACUACAACAGCCGCGGAUUCGAUGGUCAUGGAGACACGAAAUCGCCUUUUCUGGUCGGCGACGAUGAACUUGGGCCCAGUGUCCCCUUUGUCGUGAACGAGAUGAACAACAGGAUCAACGACUAUUUGGCGACGAGCUCGUCAACAGGAACGGACUUGACCAUCGACCAGAUCGAAAAUUGUCUGAAAAUAAUGCAGCGCCACGAGACCAAGGAUGAGAUCAAGGCCAGCCUGAAGUUUCGUCGGCUGUCCAGAACAGGGUCUUAA
Messenger RNA from Linnemannia hyalina, 351 nucleotides. NCBI's taxonomy places the organism in Eukaryota, Fungi, Mortierellomycota, Mortierellomycetes, Mortierellales, Mortierellaceae. The record is from the annotation of a GenBank genome assembly.